Molecule: messenger RNA, 630 nt
Organism: Cloeon dipterum
Lineage: Eukaryota; Metazoa; Arthropoda; Insecta; Ephemeroptera; Baetidae
Product: synaptic plasticity regulator PANTS
Exons: 3
Coding region: 126-572 (148 amino acids)
Source: RefSeq, a predicted model, not a curated record
GUGACGGGGGCGGAGACCGAGGCGACCGAAACCCAGAAAAUCUGAGACCUGAAUUUGCCGGGUUAAUUUUUGUCCAUUUUUUGUAAUUUUUUGAUAUUCCACAAUACACAUAAUGGAGGUGAAAAAUGAAGAAAGAUCGGACAAAUCUGAAAUCCACGAUAAAGCAUUUGAAUGGCUGGCAAGUCCGUCCUUGUGACCAAUACAAAGAUGAAUUAAGCGAGUGCACGAGUAUGAAAGGACGGUUCCAUCAGUACUUCAUUUAUGGACAGCCUCAAGACUGCAGUCAGUGGAAAGUAGAUUAUGAAAACUGCGGUAAAGCCGAAACAAAUGCCAAAGCAAUGAACGAAUUGGUAACAAGCGAGAGGAAGAGGUACGCGCAGCGAAUGCUGCCACACUUAAAAAACGACACAUGGGAGAACAGGAAGAGUCCUCCGGAAGACUGGAGUAAGCCUUUGCCUGAAUUCCUGCAGAAGGCCUAUGAAGGCUCUUAUUUGGAUCUUAAAAACAAGGAGCUCAAGCAAGACCCUGUGAAGUCAGUUUAUGAGGAAAGAACGUUGUGUGCGAUAAUGUAGUGAUUUAUCUGAUAGUGAUUUUGAUGUUUGUUAAAUUAUUAAAUCCUUAAUAGCCUUA